Messenger RNA from Cylindrotheca closterium, 1740 nucleotides. The record is from the annotation of a GenBank genome assembly. NCBI's taxonomy places the organism in Eukaryota, Bacillariophyta, Bacillariophyceae, Bacillariales, Bacillariaceae.
AUGGCGGAAGUGAAUGCCCAACAAGUGUAUCGUCAUCAACUCAAAGGCCGGGCGCAAAAUGUACCAAUGACACAAUACAGUCGACCGUCGAGAUCCAGACAAAUGAUAGAGGAAAGUGAAACGAGGGACGAUGGAGAGAGAUACGGGGCGGGCGCUUCCUCGACCAAAUUGCCCCAGCAGUGCCGUGCAAUUCAAGAUAAUGCAAUGAUUAGUGUUCCAUCGGAGGGCAUUAUUCAAAUCGAGAUUGCAAGAGAGUCAAUACCGGGAAUUGCAUUCUCCCGCCUAUCGUCUUUGCUUGACGCACAACAUCAGCGUGGAGGACACACAUUACAAAUCGACUACAUCCACGCGGAAUCAUCCUUUUCUCGAUCACCGUUGGUUCCUGGAUUGGUGGUUCGAGAGAUCAACAACCAGAAAAUGAUUCAACAAUCGCCACAGGAUGCACAACGAGAACUGGUGAAUGAGUACUACCCUACGACACGAAUACAGGUGUACGGCUACACUGGCGUAGCAUACAAACCACAGAAGUCAACUCGGCUCGGUCUCGUAUUGAAGGAUUCUAGCACGGCAGAAGGUGUCUAUAUAUCCACCAUUAAGCGUGAUAGCAUCUUUUGGGGAGCGGGCUUGAAGGCUGGCCUGAAAGUGGUAUCCAUCAACAAACGACCCUGUCCAAAGGAUAUCCUCAAAGCAAUCAAGAGGCUGCAAAGAACAACAGGAUUGCUUGAAAUUGUUGCUGUGGAAACAAAAAGACUGCAAGGGGAGAGCCAAAGCGAAAUCAGUAGCAGAGAAGAGGUUCAUUGUUCUUCUUUGCGUCAAAUUGAGGACGUAUGUCAUCUCGAAGACGAAGGACCAAUAUUGUAUCAGCAUGAGAAAAUGCGUGAGCCGGUGCAUAUCAUCUCUCUCCUACAUAUUGAAGAACCACCUCUUUCCCAAGACUUUGAUAUCAUGGAUCAGAACUCGUUGGUUCGCACGACAGAGGAUGAUUCCACGGAUGGCUCCGUGGAGUCCCAAACUACCAUCACGAGAACGUCUAAUGCAAGAAACGAUUUCCGGUUGACUUCAUCGCCAGAACAAGUUCGUCCAUACUCCACAAGGAAAGAGUCUAGGGAUGCAUCGGACUCGGAUGACCCCGGUCCUUUGCUAGCAUGCGUUGACGACCCCAUGCUUUGCAGUGCCUUUCUCGAUGAAGUGGCGGAGUUCGUAAGGGAACACACCGCUAUGCUUGACAAGGCGGUGCGCAAACAUCUGGGAAAAGAACGAUCCGACCAGCUCCUGGGAGAAAAGGGGACUUCUCAAUGGCGUGUGGUAGAUGUUCGACAAUAUUCCCAAAUCGAGAGUAUGCCAUCCAUCGUCGUUGGGUCAGUGGAUCACCCUACUCCACCAAUGAUGUUGGGAAUUGCAUCAGCCAGACCGUGUUAUUCUCCCCUCUACGACAAGGUGAUUAACAAGAAUAAAUCUCUUGUCAGCGUCAAAGUGCCACAAGAUAUGAUGCUUAGCGGUGCUUCCAGGCGGCGAGAUAUUUCGGCCACUUCGAGACCACGUCAUUCGCAACACGGCCUGGAGGAAGAUCCUGGGUUGAUCGUCACCGGGCUCGAAAUGAACUUUACCGACAAGGCAGUAUUCGUUGCAAAGGACUCAAAACGAGUCAGGGGAGGCGAUAACAUUGCCAUGGCGGUGCUCCUUUUCGCUGACAAUACGCUAUUGAAGAUGGACAAGGUUUGCUUCUCGCAAGGGGUUUGA